This is a messenger RNA of Naegleria fowleri, 2805 nucleotides long. RefSeq lists its product as uncharacterized. The record is from RefSeq and is a predicted model, not a curated record. The transcript has 2 exons. Bases 1 to 2805 code for a protein of 934 amino acids. NCBI's taxonomy places the organism in Eukaryota, Heterolobosea, Eutetramitea, Acrasida, Naegleriidae.
AUGCCAAAGACUACUGUUCAUCAACUCUACAAUCAAAGUGGCAAAAACGUUACUUUGAUGGAGACAGCAGACACUGUUCUCAACAUUUCCAUUGAGGACUACGUCCAAGUAAUCAACAAGACCUUCGUGAACAAUGUUCUUGAAUUCACUUACACUCCACCUGAAGAUCAUGAAGAUGAUGAUUUGUUUUUCCAAACCAAAAUCACACGUGAUACCUCUCACACUCCAAACAGAUAUUAUGGAUUUGUCAAGCUCGGCAGUGAAACCAUUCAAAUCAUUGUUCCAUCCAAGAUGAGCUACAAGUUGUAUCUCUCAGACACUAUCAAGGUCUCAGAGACAUCCACUACUCUCCCAACGGAUUUCAAGUUUUGGAAGACCUUGGAAGUUACCAUUCAAAUGAAGCAGGAGGAUCAUUCAGUGGGAACUUCUUAUACCUUGGAUGGUAAAGAAUGUGAUGACAUUAUUCUCUACAACGAUGCCCUUACCUAUAAGAGUAAGGACAUUUCUGAAAAGAUCUACGUCUUUUCUCUGGACUACUCCUUGACUACAGAUGUCUUACUUGGAAGAUAUCAAAAGAGAGGUGACAAGCAAGAUGAUAAGACCAAACUCUAUCCAAGUUAUUGGAUAAAAGCUGAGCCAGAAGGACAUUAUAAACCUGUUUCUGAUUUUACCCAUUCAGGUCUUACCUUAAAGGAGUUGAUUGAGUUGAGCCCAUACGAAUUGGAGGUAGAUGAUAAGGAUUCAACCAAAUCCAAGAUGGUGGAUAAAGCAUCUCGUGAAUGUGCAGUAGCAUUUGAUACUUUGGUUCGUUACUGUAUGGAUGAUGAUUUGAGAUCCAUGUUUUUCAAUCAGCACAAACCAACUUUGGACGCCGCUCUUCAAGAUAUCUUGAAUCAUAGCAUUCCUGGUUAUGCACAAACUGCAUCUGAUUUUUACAAAAAGUAUUCCAUCGCCUACUUGGCACACGCAUUGGAAACCUCAAGCAAAGAUGAGGCAUUGAAGAAAGUGGAUUUCAAACGAGUGACCAAUUACAUUCGAGAUGGUGUUAUUCAAGAUGCCAAUUAUAUCACUCAAAGCAGCUUGCUCUAUAAUUAUGGUUAUAAAAGAGCUGUGAAGAGAAUUGUUGAUUACAUCCAAGAUAGCACUAAUACUUCCAAAACAUAUUGGGCUGAGCAACUCUACUUGUACUACUCACAAGAGAGCGUUUUAACAAAGAUUGUUCAGAGUCUCUUAGUCACUGAUACUACAGAUAAGGAACGAUCAAAGACAUUCAUGAACUCAAUCAUGUUCAAAAUGAAUUUGCUGGAUCCCAGCCAACGUUUUUCUCAAAAUCUCUAUGAGAAAAUUAUGGUUGCCAUGUAUAAUGAGUCAUCUCUUGAAUGGAUGAGACAGUUUGUGAUGAAUGAAGAAGAAGUUCUGAAACAUCCUGAGGAUCACCAAGAUGAAAUUAACACCUUUGCGCAAAUGUUGGAGGAUACUGCCAAACGAAUGAGUGACACUCUUCAACAACAACUGCUAGAGGAUUUAGCUCGAAUUGUUAGAACAAAUCUUCAAGCUGGACUUGAGUUGUAUAUCAUGGCCAUGCGUUGUAAUGUUGACAAAUCCUUCCUGCCAGAAAACAAGUCUCUCACUAAAUUCUAUGACAAGUGGCAGCCAAAGAGCACUAUUGGCAAGAUGAUCAAAGAGGGUCUUCCUAAAUCAUUUGGAAGACUUGCUUUCGGUUCACUCUCUGUUAUUGCAAAUGGUUUCAGCAUGUAUUUCAUUAUGAGUGCAGCAGGUUCAUUCAGUUCGUUACAACCAGCUGAAAAAGCGAUGGUUAUUGCAACUCUAGUUUUCAUGGGUGUGGAUGCCAUUUCUCAAACCAUUGCUCGAUCUGUAAAAUUGAUCAAGGACUAUCGAAGACUUAAAGCUGCUGGUCAAGCCAUGUUUGAAUCAAUAGAAAUGGUGGAACUCAAUCGUUCUGGACCAGAACAUGGUGAAUCCUAUAGAUUGAUGGCAAAAGAAGGCUUACAAAAUACCAAGAGUUCUUUUGCCAAGAGAUUUAGAGAAAAUCUAAAAAGCAUUGAUGGAAUGAUGAGAGUGAUUGGUGCCAUUGGUAUUGCAGUGAAUAUUGGUUUCACAGUUUACAGCUUGAUUAAGGCCAUCCAAUCAGGAGAUCCAGCAGCUAUUGGUUUGAACUCGGCACUCAUUUUGACUCAAGUCGUGGAGGGAAUUACUUUGGUUCUGUCUCUCGGAUUACAAGGAUCCGGUGCAGUGGCCAAUGCUGUCAUUGGUAAUAUUGCUUCUGUCAUUUCAUUGGCCUUAAUUAUUGCCAUGUUGUUCCAGAAACAACCGACCACCAUACAAGCGUUUGUUGGGGAUGAUCGAAUGGCCUAUUAUCGUUUCCAUGAUAUGAAUGAAAUUCCAACUUUCAACAACUUUGAACAACGUAUGAAAGAGGAUGACUUUUCCAGUGUGAGUCAAUUAGUCUCUCCUUCCCACAACAAAAAGCUCGUACUCAAGCCUGAUGGUCUCACAGUCGUGGAUGUCAAGGACAAAACAGAGACUCACAUUGUGAAAUUCAACAAUCCAAGCAAUGUCGCGGUGAAUAUGACUUUCACUUUAGAAAAAAUUACGGCUCAGACUGCCACAGACAGCACUCCAUUGGCCAUCUUCAAGUUUGAUCCAGCUCCUCAAUUUACAUUCAAGGAUCUUCCAUUGUAUUUGGUGUUGCAAGAUGAUGGAAAAAUCAUGGUGAGAAAUCAAGACCGUACAAAGAUUUAUCCAAUCACGAGUGAAAAUUUCAAACCCUCUCCAAAAAAUUAA